This is a messenger RNA of Culex pipiens pallens (northern house mosquito), 885 nucleotides long. RefSeq names its product piggyBac transposable element-derived protein 4-like. Bases 1 to 885 code for a protein of 294 amino acids. The transcript is spliced from 3 exons. NCBI's taxonomy places the organism in Eukaryota, Metazoa, Arthropoda, Insecta, Diptera, Culicidae. The record is from RefSeq and is a predicted model, not a curated record.
AUGAAUCUUCUGAUGCAGCGACAGUUUCCGAUCUACCAAGUGAAGAUGAUGAAUCAAAUCAAUCUGCAAGGAAAAGUCGACAAAAAACCGGAGAAGGGACAGGGCAAGAGAGUGGUACUGGAUCUGAUGCAGCCAUUUACGGGUCUUUGGAGAGAGGUGACUACAGAUAAUUUCUUCAGCUCUCUCCAACUCUCCGACGACCUGUUCAAGGACAACACCCUUUUCACGGGAACGGUUCGAACGAACAAACCAGAUUUGCCGGAUAGCUUCGCCAAGUCGGCCAGCCGGGCACCCAACUCGGUACUGGUCGGCUAUAACGGCGUAAGCACCCUGACUUCUUUUAUCGACGGACACAAAAAAAAGCCGGCCAUUGUACUGACAUCAACCCUUACCAAAACCACAAUCUGCGGCAAAAAACCACCAAUCGUGCUUCACUACAACGGGACGAAGGGCGCUGUUGAUGCAGGCGAUUUCAUCACUCGCAAGACGAACUGUGUCCGAAAGACCAGGGUAUGGACGAAGAAACUGGUGAUGGAACUCCUGAGCGUCGCCUGCUUGAAUGCGAGUUGCCUGUACCGGUUGAAGUACCCGGAGCGGUGCAAGGGCAAAAGUUGGAGAUCAAAUUUUCUGCAACAACUGUGCGACCAGCUCAUUCAGGAGAACGUACAGGAACGUGUAAAAUCUCAAAGGCUGACAAAGGAGUUACGAGGGCAGCUGAACGCGUUUUCUUCUCGCCAAAUGGAAGCGGGCGCAAAACUGUGCAACUGGUGUGGCAAGGAGUCUAGGCCAAUCCGUACCUGUUGUAUUUGCGCGGAAGCAGUCUACGACGAACACAAAGAUAAGUCGAGUUCGGUGCGAGACGUGCAAAGUGGAUCGGAAAACUGA